Rhineura floridana is the source of this 2922-nucleotide messenger RNA. RefSeq names its product round spermatid basic protein 1 (gene RSBN1). Gene Ontology annotation, cellular component: nucleus. The coding region runs from base 348 to 2381 and encodes 677 amino acids. The record is from RefSeq and is a predicted model, not a curated record. NCBI's taxonomy places the organism in Eukaryota, Metazoa, Chordata, Lepidosauria, Squamata, Rhineuridae. The transcript is spliced from 7 exons.
UAUAGUCCCUAACUCCGGUCAAAACCUGAACUGCGACUAUCUUCCCACUCUCUCACGGAAGGGCCUUCGACCGCCACUGCCCCGCCUCGAAGAAAGCGGAUGGCCCACGUGAUCAACCAGUACUGCGUGACUUUCUGCACGCUCCUUUCCUUCGAGAACUACUCAGUAUCAAGAGGAAAACUUAUUUUCCCAGCAAGCUGUGCGCAGCCGAGCAUGCGCUUAGUUGCCGAAAACUACAGCUCCCGGGGUCCUAGCUUAGACUACAAAUCCCAGAGGUUAUCAGGCGGCGCCUGCGCAGUGGUUGCUGGCGCUCGGGCCAUUUAAAUGUGUGUGAGGGAGACGGUGAAAUGGCUGCGCAGGUCGCUGCAGUGCGCGCCGUGCCUCGGGGCGCGGAAGAGGCGCCUCCGCUUCCACUUGGUGACCGGCCUGGCAGACCUAGGGGAGGGGGGAGGAAGCGGAAGGGCCCACCUGGGGAGCUCGGAGGGUGCAAGAGGAACAAGCUGAGCCAGCAGCCCCUCGUGGUAGGGCCCGCUCAGGCGGAGCAGCUGCCGCCGGCCCCUGUUCCUGGCCUCUCAGGCGUUCCUACCGUACCUUCUGCUACAGCCGGGGUCUUCACUUUCUCCCCCCUCAGCCUUCCUCCGCAGGCCCCGCGCUGCGAGCGGCGGCAUCACCACCGGCACCGCCCGGACAGUGCCGACUCCGAGCCCGGCCGCUCCUCUGGGGAGAAAGCGCACAAGGGUAGGCGGGGAAGUUCUGGAGACGGGGCUCACGGACGGCCCAGCAAGCGAGAAAGCAGAGAUGAAAAUGGCAAGACCCAGAGAACUGACAGUCUUAUUGUAAAGAAAAUAAAGAAAAAGAAGAAAAAGAAACACAGAGAAGACAUGAGGGGGAGGCAUCUGAAAAUGUAUAACAAAGAAGUGCAGACAGUGUGUGCUGGUCUUACUCGUAUCAACAAAGAGAUUUUGACUCCAGGGGAGAGCGAUAACUUGGAAGAGAACAAGGAAUCUUUUAGGUACCUAAAAGAUGAGCAGCUGUGUCAGUUGAAUUUGGGCAUGCAGGAAUAUAGGAUUCCCCAGGGGGUGCAGUCUCCAUUUACUACCCACCAGGAGCAUUCUGUUCGCAGCAGCUUCUUAAAAACAGGCACUAAAUUUAGUAACUUUAUUCAUGAGGAGCAUCAGUCAAACGGAGGAGCUCUGGUUCUUCAUGCCUAUAUGGACGAACUCUCAUUUUUGUCUCCAGUGGAGAUGGAGAGAUUUGCAGAAGAGUUUCUUGCUUUGACAUUCAGUGAAAAUGAGAAAAAUGCAGCAUACUAUGCUCUAGCUAUUGUUCAUGGGGCAGCUGCCUACUUGCCAGACUUCUUGGAUUACUUUGCUUUUAAUUUUCCUAACACCCCAGUGAAAAUGGAAAUCCUUGGCAAGAAAGAUAUUGAAACAACAACCAUUUCAAACUUUCACACUCAGGUCAGUCGAACAUACUGCUGUGGAACCUAUAGAGCAGGUCCGAUGAGGCAGAUCAGUCUUGUUGGAGCAGUAGAUGAAGAAGUUGGGGACUAUUUCCCAGAAUUUCUUGAUAUGUUGGAAGAAUCUCCAUUUCUUCGAAUGACUUUGCCUUGGGGUACUCUUUCUAGCCUUAGACUUCAAUGCAGGUCACAAAGUGAUGAUGGCCCCAUAAUGUGGGUAAGACCAGGAGAACAGAUGAUCCCAACAGCUGAUAUGCCAAAGUCACCAUUCAAACGGCGGAGAUCAAUGAAUGAAAUAAAAAAUCUCCAGUAUCUACCUCGGACCAGUGAACCCCGUGAAGUUCUCUUUGAAGACAGAACAAGAGCACAUGCAGAUCAUGUUGGGCAAGGGUUUGACUGGCAGAGUACAGCUGCUGUUGGAGUGCUGAAAGCUGUACAGUUUGGUGAAUGGAGUGACCAGCCUCGUAUAACCAAAGAUGUAGUUUGUUUUCAUGCUGAAGAUUUCACUGAUGUAGUUCAAAGACUUCAGUUGGAUCUGCAUGAACCUCCAGUGUCACAGUGUGUUCAAUGGGUUGAUGAAGCUAAGCUAAACCAAAUGAGACGAGAAGGGAUUCGCUAUGCUAGAAUUCAGCUAUGUGACAAUGACAUCUACUUCAUCCCUAGAAAUGUCAUUCAUCAGUUCAAGACAGUGUCAGCUGUCUGUAGUUUAGCUUGGCAUAUAAGACUCAAACAGUACCAUCCUGCAGGGGAAAAUUCUCAAAGUACAGAAAGCAUUUCAAAUACGGACACAAGCAUCUGUGACAAGACUAAAUCCGAAGGUGAAGAUCAAUGUAUGCUUAUGAAAAAGGAGUCUGAAGAAGUAGGAACAGAAGUACAGACUGCAACAGUGGCAUCACCAUCGUUAUUAUCAUCUCUGUCAUGACUUGUCCUGCAACAAGAUAAGAUGGUUCGGCCCCUUGCAGUUUUUAAACUAGAAUCAGAUCAGCAACACAAUCCACAGGAUGAUUGUAUGUGCUCUCUUGUGUGAUAUGUACAUAAUCAUAUACAUUUUUAAACAGCUUUUUAAAUUUUUGAUGUGAAGUUAUAGUUUUAUAACUGGUUAUGUUUUAUUGGAGAAAUCUUGCCUAUAAUUCUAUAAAGAAAGGUGACAUUCCAAAAUGUCAGGCAUAUCUUUUUUACACAGAUUAUGCAAAGUUAGAGUUGUAUUUUAUUCCCUUAGUACAGCAUGUAGUAGUGAACUAUGUUUUUUGUUGUACAACAUCUCCACAAUAUUUUUCCCCUUCAGGAGCAUCAAGUAUUUAACACUUGGUAAAAAUGAUACUCCUCCAUCUAUUUUAUCUUUCGCUUUCAGCAUAAAAGUGUUGGUUUCUGUGGAGAAGUCACAGAGUGACUCUCCCAUUUGAUUAAUGGCUUGAAUGAAAGAGAAAGCACAGCACUUUUAAUUAUCAAUGACAUUUUUGUGU